This is a messenger RNA of Diachasma alloeum, 2370 nucleotides long. RefSeq names its product peroxisomal membrane protein PEX16 (gene Pex16). The coding region runs from base 836 to 1861 and encodes 341 amino acids. The transcript is spliced from 4 exons. Lineage: Eukaryota; Metazoa; Arthropoda; Insecta; Hymenoptera; Braconidae. Gene Ontology annotation, biological process: peroxisome organization. Gene Ontology annotation, cellular component: peroxisomal membrane. The record is from RefSeq and is a predicted model, not a curated record.
GUAAACAAAAGACUGAGUGAUUCAAUCUAAUCGCAGUUUAGUAUAAGUAAACAUGGCAAAAAAAUUCUACCAGCCAAGUGGAGCUCUUUAUCAUUCCUCCCUUUAUCACUUUAAUUUAUGUUUCACGUGUGGAAGUAGACAACAAAAACUCAACAAGAAUGAACAGCAGAACAUUAAAAAGACUCAUCUAUCGAUUGAACGGAGGACUUACCACUUGGGUUGGAGACGACAUUUUAAAUAUUUUAUUGGCGCCCGGAAAUCCUCGAGGGCAAUUGGUUGGAUGGAUAAAAAUUUGUGGAUUAGUAUUAUGGGGAUUAGUCGUUCCGACGCACUCCGACGUCAAUAACACGAGUGCAACUGCACUUAAGACCGUAAUACGUCUGCUAUCGCAGUCAUGUCUCUACUGCUGUUUCUAUCGUUCCCGCAAGUGCAUAUAAAACACAUUGUGGUGAGUCAAGUGGCGGUGCGGGGAGGAGGGGGAAUUGCUCGAUGUAGUGGACAGUCACGAAAAAAAGAGUUGUCCGCGGGAGGGGGAUGCAAGUGUCAAGUAGAUUUGUGAGCUGGCCUGUUCUCCCGGUUCAACGCUAAAAAUUCAGUUGAGAGUAAUUCAAUAACGAGAUUGUGGGGGUUUAAAGUGCUGAGAGGUGCUAUUUAAAUGGUCAAUAAUAUUUGUAUAGGUUUUUUUGCGUGUGGUGUCGGUUGGAGAUCCACCUUUACGUGGGGAUAACCUUCAAAAAGAGGGUUUCCGGGGCAUAGGAAAAACGCGAAAGUUGGAUGAAAAUUUGAUGGAUGUAAAUGUUUCAGUGAGAAAUUGGAGUAAGUGAACGUUGGGAUAAUGGUGAUACAAUCGUUACCUGCUUGUGUGGGGCCUUAUCUGGAGGCAUACAAGACUUGGGUGACGAGCAAACCCCAGGUUAUUUCGGACAUCGAGAGCACUGUGAGAUGUUUAUCGUAUUUUACUGCAGGGCGCUUCGGCAGCUCCUCAUUAACCUCCGAACUCAUCUACUCCAUGCCAAAUCUCUUGAUCCUCCUCAACGAUCACUUGUUGUACACCGCCAAGUACGCACACCUCAAUUUACCGCAGUUCCAGUCACAAAUCAAAAUAUGGCUGACAAUAAUUGAAUAUACAGAGGCACUAAUCGAAGUUGGAGCUACAAAGUUGUGGGAUAAGAGAGGAAAAUGGCUUGUGAUAUUUUUAGUACAGCUGUUCAAGUCUGUAAUGCGACUGAUUCUAGUCCAUCAUGACAAAGAGCGCAUCACUCAAACUCCCCCCAUUCCCCCACUGAAUCGCGAAAAAUUGGCUCGGCCAGGGAUUGCAAAUUUGGGAUCUGGCUUCCAGAAUUCCGCAGGAUUUCGUUUAGGACGAUCGGGAACUAUUGUGAGGAGUGUUAAUGCAUCUGGACCCAUUCAGUCCAGAAUAUGGUCACCCCUCAAGCCAGAAAAUGAAGACAUCAUCACGAUUGAGUCUCCAUUCACUAAACGAAAUCUGUUGAUUGCUGAGACUCUGUACAUCAUGAAACCAAUGAUCCACCUGAUAGCCUUCAUAAUGAAAGGAAACAAGAAUUGGAUUCCCUGGAUGACAGCUCUCGUUCUCGACCUACUCAGUCUCCACAUAAUAAGCAAGGAAACAAAACACACAGUCUACACGAAAGAGGAGAAGGAAGAGAUUACGAGACGCAGGAUAAAUCUGUUCCUGUACAUUUUGCGCUCACCUUUCUACGAUAGUUGCAGCAAAGCCAGGAUUCUCUCCCUCCUCGAUGGACUAUCGAAUAACGUCCCCUUGGCGCGAUUUGUAGCUGAGCCCAUCGUCAAGUACCUGCCACACUGGCAGAAAACUUAUUUCUACAUGUGGUCUCGUUGAUUUUUGAGGAACGUACUAAUUUUUUGACCUCGUGGGAGCACAAUGGGUCCAUUUGACUCGUUAUUUUUGUCAUUUUUAUGACAGCUGAGAGUUCUCGUGAAAUUUUGUUGUUGGGAGAGUGGUUUUUCUACUGAUUUUUCUAGAUAAUUGAAAACUUUGGUCUCUCACCUAGAAAACCUUGGUGCAUUCACUAGAAAAUUCUUUUUUUUUUUUGCAGAAAUUGAAAUAUUGAAAUUGAUGAGAAUUAUUUUCUCAUAUAAACGAUUCAUCUUCAAAAAAAAAAUUCAAAUUGUGUGUCAACAUACUCCAAUGUGCCCAAUAGAGGCUUGAUCAGUCAAGAAAAUGAAUAAUUAAGAGUUGAAUGAAACAUUUUUAUAGGAUUAGAUUACAUUCCAGGUGAAAUGGUAUAUUUCUUUCGUUCAGAAUAGGAAAAAUUGUAAAUGUACAUGCACUUUGUAAAUUUGUUUGUUCAAAUUGUUUUUGUAAUAAAAGAUUUAUAAUGAUAGUCA